CGCAGUGCGCAAAUCACAAAUAAUUCGUCUAUAAGCACGCCCAGCAAACCUAUCAAACCGAAAAUUUCUAAACGAAACGAUACGGGGGACAAAUGUCGCGAAGAGAACGAUCCAACAAAUGGGGGAAUACAUAGCAUUUUACAACAAACAGUCAUGAAGCUUGAUAUAAUUGACGACCGAACAAAGUCUGUCGAGCAGGAGAUGAAAGCAUCUAUGGAGUUUGUACAUGCAGAAGUUGUGGACCAUAAAAAGGAAAACGAAGAAAGAAAAAAAGAUCUCGAAGUAGAGGAGACUACAAACACUCAAAGAAAGCAACACACUAUAGAACAAUCGCGUCAUUGA
Messenger RNA from Paramuricea clavata, 342 nucleotides. Lineage: Eukaryota; Metazoa; Cnidaria; Anthozoa; Malacalcyonacea; Plexauridae. The record is from the annotation of a GenBank genome assembly.